AUGGAAGAGGUGAUUUGUCAGAAGUAUAAAAUUGAAGCUGGAGCUUGGUUCCCAAAUCAAACUGGUGGUAGAAGAUGGUCAAAGUUAUGGGGUGAUAUUAUAGCAGUGGCAGAACAUAGUACCAAUCUAUUCCAAUUUUUUGCCAACAACUUCCAAAUUAAAGUGGGAGAUGGGAAUAGAGUGAGAUUUUGGCUUGAUGUGUGGCAUGGUGGCUUUUGUUUUAAAGAGGUUUUCCCUAGACUGUUUUCACUCUCUACAGAGAAGAAUGGUUCUUUAAAAUUUUUUGUUGACAAAAAAGGUAUCUCUGGGGCUUGGGAUCUUUGUCUAAGAAGGCCUUUGAGGCAGUGGGAGGUUGAGGAGGCAUUCAGGCUCACUGAUAUAUUAACAGCAGCUCCUAGGUUAAGUUUGGGGGUUAAAGAUAAUCCAAGGUGGCUGGAUUGUAAACCAGGUCAAUCCUUUGUUGCUUCUCUUUACAGGAAUUGUGAUCUGGGUUCUGGUGUAGCUGCAAGUACUUCUAGACUGGUGUGGAUUAAUUAUGUCCCACCCAAAGUUCAAUUCUUUGGGUGGCUAGCUUGGAAACAUAAGAUCAAAACUUCUGCUUUUCUUCAAAGGGUUGGAGUGUUGGGUGAGGAAGCCUCAACUGAGUGUAUUUUCUGCAAAUCAGAGGUAGAAUCUGCUUCACAUGUCCUAAUUUCUUGUCCUCUGAUCUGGAAGGUCUGGUCUGGUUUAGUGAAGUGGUGGGGUUUGGUUUGGGUUGUACCUGGCUCUGUUGAAGGCUUGCUGCACUGGUGGGCUGGCACCUGCCUCAUGAAAGCUGAAAGGAGAGUUUGGCUUGCUAUCCCUCUGGUUGCAAUGUGGUCUAUUUGGAAACAUCGGAACAAUUGCUUGUUUAAUUGUGUUCAACCGGAUAUGGAGGAGCUUAAGGAGUCCAUUAUUAUCAGGCUAGCUAUUUGGCUGAAGGCAGCCUCUAAGGAUUGGCCAUUCUCCAUCAAUGAUUUUCUUUUUAAUAUCAGCCAGAUUCGGGUUUGUUUAGGUGGCCGGGGUUGA
Molecule: messenger RNA, 1047 nt
Organism: Camellia sinensis
Lineage: Eukaryota; Viridiplantae; Streptophyta; Magnoliopsida; Ericales; Theaceae
Source: RefSeq, a predicted model, not a curated record